UUCCGGAAAGUGUCACGCUGUCCUCCAUCGGCGCAUAUCACAGUCCACAGAGGGUCACGUCGGGAAAACUCAGCUGAAAUCAUGGUUUUCGAAGAUAAAAUGAUCACGAAUGGAGAGCCAGAGGAGGAGGAGGAAGAAGAAGAGGAGCAGGACAUGGUGGACCCAUUAGAGACGGUGCGUGAGAAGUGCGAGCAGACGGAGCAUUGCGUUCACACUCGUGAGCGUCUCGAGGCGUGCGAGACACGGGUCGGCUCACGCUCGGAGACGACAGAGGAGUGUACAGAGGAGCUCUUUGACUUCCUGCACGCUCGUGACCACUGUGUGGCUCACAAGGUUUUCCAGUCAAUCAAAUAAACGGAGCAUCUCAGCGCUGGUUAUGAAUCGAUGUCUGCUUACAGAAAUACAGUGCUCGGUUAUUUAUAUAAGAUUUGAUUUCUGUCCCAGAUUCAACAAUUCAUCGUAACCCAUAGGUUCUUCAAAUUAUGACUGAAGUGUGAAUAACUGUGCUCUGUUUUCAUCUCUCGUGUGUUUUCUGUUGUUGAGAUCAGUAAAGAGGUGAUGUUGACAUAAAUUUGGGUUUAUUGCUAAUGCAACAAAUAACAAUAAAGAAGAAAAGACAA
Sinocyclocheilus rhinocerous is the source of this 620-nucleotide messenger RNA. RefSeq names its product ubiquinol-cytochrome c reductase hinge protein (gene uqcrh). Gene Ontology annotation, cellular component: respiratory chain complex III. Bases 82 to 354 code for a protein of 90 amino acids. The record is from RefSeq and is a predicted model, not a curated record. NCBI's taxonomy places the organism in Eukaryota, Metazoa, Chordata, Actinopteri, Cypriniformes, Cyprinidae. The transcript is spliced from 4 exons. Gene Ontology annotation, biological process: mitochondrial electron transport, ubiquinol to cytochrome c.